GGUUGGAGGAAAAGGACAUACUUACAUCACGAAAAAAUAAUAUUAAAAGAACGCGAUUUAGAUUGUAAGUGCUUAGAGAUUUGUGAUAGUUUUCAUGUAGUGUAGUAGUUAUUUUAUCCUGUGUUGUAAAUCUUUUGAUAAUUGACAAUUACCUAGCCUAUUAAGUGGAUUAUGUGCGAGUUGUGGUCUUGAUGACGUACAGUGUUAAAGUGAUGGAGACCGAAUUUAGGAAGUUCAGGUCUCUUGUGAUACUAUUAGCGAUAGGAGUAACGGUUGUCGGCGCGGACACGCGAGGAACAACAGGCGAGGUAUCAUGUGCGGCUGGGAUGUUCCGCUGCCCGGAAGGCAAAUGUAUCCCGUCGCUGUGGGUUUGCAACUACCAGAAGGAUUGUGAAAAGGGCGAGGACGAAUUCCAAUCAUGCCCUCCACCAGAAUGCGAGGUGGGUCAGCUGACGUGCAGUCAAUAUAUGUUUAAUAAAACAUACUGCAUACCUCCUCAUUAUCGCUGUGAUAUGACCAUCGAUUGCGUCGAUGGCACCGAUGAAGCUGAUUGCGCGUAUCGCAAAUGUCAGACCGACGAUUUCCAUUGCGGUCCAGCGCCUUCAACUGCUGCGUCGACUUCGAUUCCAUCAACAAUGAUGGCGACGACAUCAUCCGAUCUCUGCAUACCUAAAGAGAAACGUUGUGAUGGUUAUUUAGAUUGCAGGAGCGGGAGGGACGAAGAAAAUUGUCCAGCAGGAAGCGGUCAACCUGGUGUAGUUAUGGGCGUAGCUUGUACUUUAGAACAAUUCAGGUGUUCUAAUGGUCAAAAAUGUGUUGAGUCAUCUGCUAAAUGUAAUCACAGGGACGACUGUGGCGAUGGAAGUGAUGAACAAGGAUGCAAUUUUCCACCCUGUCAUGCCGGUCAGUUCCGUUGCGCAGAUGCGCUCUGCAUACCUGCAUCAUUUCAUUGUGACGGAUAUCAUGACUGUUCCGACGGAUCUGAUGAAGCUAACUGCACUGGAUCGGCUGCUUGUCCUGGAGAUAAAUUUCUGUGUCCACAGAGUUCUCAGUCCGGCAGUAACUCAGCUCUGCAACCGAAAUGCAUCGCACGAACGCAGCUUUGUGAUGGCAAACGAGAUUGUGAAGAUGGAGCUGACGAGGAAGCUGCGUGCUCUACGGCAUCAUGUCCCGCACUGGGUUGCGAACACAAAUGCGCGGCGUCUUUGACUGGUGGGCGUUGCUAUUGUCCUGCUGGAAGGGCAUUGAAUAUAGCCGAUAAUCGCACAUGUUCAGAUUUGGAUGAAUGUUCUGAAUGGGGAAAAUGCGAUCAGCUUUGCGAAAAUACAGACGGAGGAUUCCGGUGCAGUUGUGCCCAUGGAUAUAUGUUAAGAAAUGGUGGAAGAUGUGCGGCUCCAGAUUCAGGUUCUAUGGAGUUGAUAUUUGCACACGAACGAGCAAUUUUGAGAAUGUCUCAUUUAGGACAGGACGCAGUCAGCAUAGCAAAUGCAACUGGUGCCAGUGGUUUAUCAUUUCACUACGAGCGCAAUAUGUUAUUCUGGUCGGACGUAAAAACGCGAAAAGUUCACGCGCAAACACUAAACGGUGCAUCAUUUGCGUCUUUUACGUCUGGUGAUAAAGAUAUUGCUAUUCCGGGAACAUGGUCACCUGUUGCCAUAGCAGUCGAUUGGGUUGGAGACAAAUUAUAUGUGGCUGACAGUGUUGGUCAAAAAGUUGAUGUUUUUGAAUUUGAUGGUCAUUGGCAUGCUGUCGUCCUUGGAUCAAACUUAACCAGUCCUGCAGACAUCGCUUUAGAUCCUACGUCUGGACUAAUGUUUGUUGCUGAUGGUGGGCACGUUCUAAGAGCUCAUAUGGAUGGUACGCAUGCUCGCAGCAUUGUUUCAGAAGCGGCUUACAAAGCUUCGGGUGUUGCUGUGGAUGUCAUAGCAAAGAGAGUGUUUUGGUGUGAUUCGUUAUUAGAUUAUAUUGAAACUGUAGAUUACGAUGGCAACAAGAGAGUUAUGGUAUUACGUGGUCAACCCGUUCCAAGUCCAUCUAGAUUAGCGCUAUUUGAGAAUCGAGUAUUUUGGACUGACGGUACAAAGCAAGGUGUUAUGUCCGUAAAUCGGUUUGAAGGCACGCCUAGCAUCCUAGCAAUUUAUAAAUCAAAAGAGGUUCGUGAUCCUAGGGCUGUUAUAGCAGUUCAUGCUUUGAGCCAACCGAAGGCAGCAUCUCCAUGUGGCAAUAAUAAUGGAGGUUGUCAACAAAUGUGUGUUGUAACCGCGAUAUCAUCAGAUCAAAGUUCACCUGCUCCGCUCGGAUUCAGAUGCGCAUGCCAUACUGGCUGGAAAUUAGCUUCAGACUUAAGAAAUUGUAAUCUCGUAACAGAAUUUCUCAUGUACUCUCAGCAACGUUUCAUCAAAGGCAAAGUUUUGGACCCUGUUAUCGAAGGAUUUAGCGAUGCAAUCCUACCAGUUGUAUCAAGGAGAGCUAGGUUUGUUGGUUUGGACUUCGAUGCAAGAGAUCACCAUAUUUAUUAUUCUGAUGUUCUUCAAGAUGUUAUAUAUAGAGUUUACCGCAACGGAACUGGUAGAGAAAUUGUGCUAGCUUCACAAAAUGAAGGAGUGGAAGGCUUAGCAGUUGAUUGGGCAUCUAAAAAUCUUUAUUAUAUAGACAGUCGUAAAGGAACUCUAAAUGUCUUAUCAACUAGAAAUGUUACACAUAGACGCACGUUACUACGAAAUUUGAAGCGCCCAAGAGCUAUUGUAGUUCAUCCUAAUCGAGGUUACAUAUUUUUCUCUGAAUGGGAUCGUCCAGCAAAUAUUUCAAGAGCCAAUAGUGAUGGCACAGGAUUGAUUGUGUUUAAAAAUGUGACAUUAGGCUGGCCUAAUGGUUUAUCAAUUGACUUCAAAGAAGAUCGUGUAUAUUGGUGUGAUGCUUUAUUAGACCAUGUGCAACAUUCGAAUUUGGAUGGUACUGAUGUUAAAACUGUGAACUCUAGAUUAAUCAGACAUCCAUUCUCUAUAGUCAUUCAUAAUGAAUGGAUGUAUAUAACGGACUGGAGGCUAGACGCUAUAGUGCGCUUACAUAAGUUAACUGGUGAGCAAGAAGAAACAAUGGUGAAAGAACCUCAAACUAAUCGUCUAUAUGGUGUUAAAGUCUAUAGUGAAGCAGUGCAAGUGGUUGAUCGUAAUCAACCUUGUUCUAUUGACAAUGGUGGCUGUGAUAAAAUUUGUUUUGCUGUACCAAGAAAUGACACAAAAGGAACAUUAAUGGCUCAGUGUGCAUGUCCCUAUGGUGAAAGAAUUUCAGAAGUCGAUGGAAGAACGUGUCAAGCUGAUCCGAAUGCAGAACCACCAGUACAAGCUUGUCCAAAUUCAUGGGACUUCACAUGUAAUAAUCAGCGUUGUAUACCUAAAUCUUGGGUUUGCGAUGGUGACAAUGAUUGUCUGGAUAAUAGUGAUGAGGAACAGAACUGUACUAAACCUACAUGCGGUGCUAACGAGUUUCAAUGCAAAUCCGGGCGAUGUGUACCCCUUACAUUUAAAUGUGAUGCUGAAAAUGAUUGCGGUGAUUUUUCGGAUGAAACUGGUUGCGUAAAUCUUACAUGCAGUUCUUCACAAUUUGCAUGUGAUAACGGACGUUGUAUCCCAAAUACUUGGAAAUGUGACAGUGAAAAUGAUUGUGGUGAUGGUUCCGAUGAAGGCGAUUUUUGCGCAGAAAAAACAUGUGCUUACUUCCAAUUUACAUGUCCUCGUACAGGGCAUUGUAUACCGCAAUCAUGGGUUUGUGACGGAGAUGACGAUUGUUUUGAUAAGCAAGAUGAAGUUGAUUGUCCCCCUAUAACAUGCUUACCGAGUCAAUUCAAAUGUUCUGAUUUGAGGCAAUGUGUUCAAGAAGCAUAUAAAUGUGAUGGCAUACCUGACUGUAACGAUGGCAGUGAUGAAUUAGGUUGCCCUUCAAUCGCACCUGAUAGGUGCAACGAUGAAAAACAAUUCCAAUGUCAAAGCUCAGGCAUAUGUAUUCCAAGAACUUGGCAUUGUGAUGGUACACCAGAUUGUGAUGAUCAUUCAGAUGAACCACCUUCGUGUGGGCAAGUUGAUUGCGCUCCUAACUUUUACAAAUGCAAUAACUCUCAAUGUGUUUUCAAAGCAUAUAUUUGUGAUGGAAAAGAUGACUGCGGAGAUGGUUCAGAUGAAAGUGCUGAGCACGCGUGUGUUCCUCCGCCAUUUAGAUGCCCAUCUGGGCAAUGGCAAUGUCCGGGAGUCACAAAUAGAUGUGUUAAUAUGACAUCUGUUUGUGAUGGUAAACAAGACUGUCCUAAUGGUUCAGAUGAAGGCCCGGGUUGUGACUUAGCGGAAUGUAUGCAUCAAGGCGGAUUAUGUUCAAAUGGAUGCAAACAAACACCAUUAGGGGCUAUGUGUUUAUGUCCACAUGGUGAAUCCCUGGGCAAUGAUUCAUUUACAUGUGAAGAUAUCAAUGAAUGCUGGCCACCUGGUAUUUGUUCUCAAACAUGCACAAAUGUAAAAUCUUCAUAUUAUUGUUCAUGUACUGAUGGCUACAUUCUAGAACCAGAUAAACAUUCUUGCAAAGCUGUGAAUCACUCUGCUGCUUUCCUAAUCAUUUCCAACAGACACUCUAUAUUAGUAGCCGAUCUUAAAGAACAAGGGUUGGAACGUGUUCCUAUUAUUGUAGAAAAUGUCGUAGCUACGGCGUCAAAUAUGCAUACUGGUACAAUCUUUUGGAGUGACAUGAAAUUAAAGAAAAUAUCUCGACUGGAUCGAGGUAGCGAACCACGAGAAGUAAUGUCAACUGGUCUAGACUUAGUGGAAGGACUCGCAUAUGAUUGGGUCGGUGGUAAUUUAUACUGGUUGGAUAGCAAAUUAAAUACAAUAGAAGUUUCUAAAGAAAAUGGUUCUAAUCGAAUUGUGCUUGUUAGAGAAAAUAUUACUCAGCCCCGCGGCAUGUGCUUGGAUCCUACACCAGGUACAAGAUGGUUGUUCUGGACAGAUUGGGGAGAAAAUCCUAGAAUUGAACGUGUGGGUAUGGAUGGCACAAUGAGAUCUACUAUAAUAAAUACCAAAAUAUAUUGGCCUAAUGGCUUAACGCUAGAUACUGCUAAUAAACGCGUGUACUUUGCCGAUUCUAAAUUAGACUUUAUUGAUUUUUGUAAUUACGAUGGUACUGGAAGGCAACAAGUUUUAUCGGGAAGUCAUUACUUGUUACAUCCGCAUUCCUUGUCCUUAUUUGAAGAUACGUUAUAUUGGACCGAUAGGCAAUUAAAUAGAGUUCUAUCAGCACACAAAUUUAAAGGUACAAAUCAAACAGUGGUUUCUCAUUUAAUAUCUCAACCAUUAUCUAUACAUGUUCAUCAUCCUUCGUUACAACCUAUGUCAGAUAAUCCAUGUAUCAAAGCCAGCUGCCAACAUAUAUGCUUAUUAAGUCCAUCUGAGGCAAAAGGAUAUGCAUGUAAGUGUAAACCUGGCUAUAAGCUUAUAUCUGAAGGUAAAUGUACAGAAGAAGACACUGCGUAUUUGAUGGUUAUGAAAGGAACUCAAAUCAUUGAUGUACCUUUAGUAAAUAGUGAUUCUAGAGCAGGUACAAUGUCUCCAGUUGUUGGUAUUGAAGGAGGAACCGGGUUAGACUUUGAUAGAAAAGGCGAGACGUUAUACUGGGUACAAGGAAAAGAAGAAGAUGAUGAAAAUUGUACCAUUUAUACAACACCUUAUGGAGGUGGAAAUAAAACAGAAUUUCUUGGAGUUAACACUGGUAUUAUAGGAGCUCCAUUUGCUAUUGCUUUUGACUGGCUUGGUAGAAAUCUGUUUAUUGCCAAUAAAAUUGCGGGCAAUUUAGAAGUUAUUAAAGUUGACGGUAAAGUAAAACAUAGAAAAGUAAUUCUGGCUAAUGACGGAAAUGCUACGUCUGUAGCUAAGCCGAGAGCUAUGUGUUUAGACCCAUCGCAAGGCAAACUUUACUGGAUAGAUGAGGGCGGUUUCGGUGUUCCUUCCAAAGUUGGCAAAGUCAAUAUGGACGGUACAAAUUCGAUUGUUUUAAUAAAAGAUGUAGAAAGACCUGAAACUAUAACUAUAGAUCUUGAAACUAAAAUGCUAUAUUUUAGCUCCCAGCAUCCCCCAGCCGUUAUAGAGAUGAACACUAACGGUGACGACCGGCGAACGUUGCUUUCUGAGAAAAAUGAUAUUGCAAGACCUAAGUCAUUAGCAGUUCUUGAUCGUAGGCUAUACUAUUUAGAUCCACUUCAUGAAAAAAUUGUGCGAGUGGAUUUACCAAAUGGUGAUCAUCCAAAAAUAAUAAUGGAAAAUGAAGCUGAUUUACGAUCACUUACAAUGUUUAAGAAAAGAUCUUUCAGUCAGCAUCCUUGUUUAGUAGAUAAUGGAGGUUGCGAACAAUUAUGUAUCCCAGCUGAAUCAAAUUCAAGAGUAUGCGCCUGUAGUAUGGGACACAAGAAGGAAAAUGAAGUAAGGUGUAAACCUUAUCGCACAUUCGCUGUCGUUGCACAAUUAGAUGUUGCUAGAGGAUAUAGUUUAGAAGAUAGUUCCGAAGCCAUGCUGCCUAUUUCUGGACCAGGACAUCAUAUUUUACAUGUUGAUAUUUUAUAUAAAGAAAAUUGGAUAUAUUGGGUAGAAUUCAAUAGGGGUCAGUGGAAUGGAAUAUUCAGAGUACGUCCUAAUGGUUCAGAAUUGCAACAAAUAAUAAAGGAUGGUAUAGGAAGUAAUGGAAUCAGAGGUUUAACGAUUGACUGGAUUGCUGGUAACAUGUAUUUCACAAACGUCUUUCCGCAUGAAAACUAUGUAGAAGUUUGUUGGUUAGAUGGAACUAAUCGAAAAUUACUAGUCAAAACGACAACCGAUGCGCCUAGAGAACUGGCUGUAAAUCCAUUAAAACGAGUGCUCUAUUGGAUUGAUUAUGGCCAAUACCCAAGAAUUGGAAAAGCUUUGUUAGACGGUUCUAAUUGGACUCCAUUGGUUACAUCAGGUAUAUCGAAUCCACGUGAUUUGACCAUUGACAUGUUAACGCACGAUGUAUAUUGGGUUGACUCCAAACUCGAUAUGAUUCAAAAGGUGUCAUAUAGUGGUGGCAAUAGACAAGUAAUUCGAAGAAAUUUACCAAAUCCAAUGGGUUUAGCAAUUCAUGUGGUUGAUGUUUAUUGGGUAGAUAGAAAUUUGCAAACUGUAUACAAAGCUUCUAAAUUGCCUGGAAAUACGACUUUACCGGAAAGAGUUAGAACUAAUUUAGAUAAAUUGCGAGACAUUUCAAUAUUUGACGCAUCAAACCAACCUUUGGAGGAAUUACAUCCAUGUUUGAAAUAUGGAGUUGGCGGUUGCGAACAACUUUGUUUUGCCAUGCCAAGAGAUCGUCAAGACCUUCCUGCUUUCAAAUGUGAAUGUGCAAGUGGAAAACUCGCUGCCGAUGGUAAAAAAUGUGAAACUGUGAACGAAUAUAUUGUGUUUUCAACAAGAACUGAAAUUAGAGGUGUUGCUCUGGACCCUAAAUCGAAUAGUGUGCCAUUCGCUCCACUUGGAAAUCUUACAAAUGUUGUUGGAUUAGAUUUUGAUUAUGCAGAUCAUAAACUAUUUUUCACGCAAAUUCGACCAUGGGCACGUAUUGGUUGGUUACCAAGCGAUAAUCCAUCUUCUUCAGAAAUGCAAACCAUUCUAAAUAAGGGUAUCAAUCCAGAAGGAAUUGCUUAUGAUUGGACACAGAAGAAAAUUUAUUGGACCGACAGUUCCAAUAAUUCAAUUUACGCAAUGAACACUGAUGGUUCAGAACUAGUCAUGAUAGCCAGAGUCGAGAGACCUCGUGCCAUAAUAUUAGAUCCCUGUAAUGGAUCACUGUACUAUACUGAUUGGGGAAGAUUUGGAACAUCAGGUAAAAUUUUCAGAACUACGAUGGCUGGAUCAUUGAAGAAAGCGAUUGUGGACACCGAUUUAUCUCAACCUAGUGGACUUGCCAUCGAUUACGAAGAACGCAUGUUGUACUGGACUGAUGCGGUCCGCGAAAAAAUUGAAAGAUCAGACUUAAAUGGCGGAAAUCGAGAAGUGUUAAUUUCUGCUACAAUUUAUCCAUUUGCAAUAACGGUAUUCCGCGAACACAUAUACUGGACCGAUUUGCAAUUGAAAGGUGUCUAUCGAGCAGAAAAGCAUACUGGAGCCAAUAUGAUCGACAUUGUUAAACGCUUGGAUGAUUCUCCUAGGGAUAUACAUAUUUACUCUCUCACUAGACAGGUGUGUCAGGUAAAUCCAUGCAAUAUCAAUAAUGGUGGUUGCGCCCAAAGCUGCCACCCUGGCAUGAAUGGUACCGCCGAAUGUAAAUGCGAUGAGAAUUCUAAAUUGGUUAAUGAAGGAAGAAUGUGCGUUGCUAAAAACCUCACAUGUGAUUCCAGUAAAUUUUAUUGCAAGAAUGGAAAGUGUAUAUCAAGGAUGUGGUCUUGCGAUGGCGAUGAUGAUUGUGGUGACAACAGUGAUGAAGAUCAAAAUUAUUGCACAUUCCACUCAUGCUCUCCGAACGAGUUCCGUUGUGCAAAUGGUCGCUGCAUAUUUAAGUCCUGGAAAUGUGAUCACGAAAACGAUUGCAAAGAUGGAUCUGACGAGGUCGGUUGCACAUAUCCUCCAUGUGCUGAUGGCGAGUUCACUUGCGCGAACUCACGAUGCAUUCCGAUGUCACAGGUCUGCAAUGGAGUAAAUGACUGUAAAGACAACGUAACCUCUGAUGAAACUCAUGAACGGUGCCCACAAAAUACUACUUGCGCAGCUAAUCACUUAAAAUGUAAAAAUACCAAUAUUUGUGUCGAACCCUACUGGUUGUGCGAUGGAGACAAUGAUUGUGGAGAUAACAGCGAUGAAGAUCCUUUACACUGCGCGCAAAGAACGUGUCCUCAGAAUAGUUUUAGAUGUCCGAACCAUAGAUGCAUUCCUGCAACAUGGUAUUGUGACGGCGAUGACGAUUGUGGAGAUGGAUCUGAUGAACCACCAGAGUAUUGCAAGAGUGAAGGAAGAACUUGCUUCGGUGAUUUAUUCACAUGCGAUAAUGGAAACUGCAUACCUCGAAUUUAUAUCUGUGAUGGAGAUAAUGAUUGUUUGGAUAACAGUGAUGAAGAUGAUCGUCAUCAAUGUAAUGACAGAAAAUGUGACGAUGAAACAGAAUUUACUUGUACAGAAAAUAAAGCCUGGGGACGAGCGCAAUGUAUACCACGAAAAUGGCUCUGCGAUGGUGAUCCUGAUUGUGUCGAUGGAGCCGAUGAAAAUACAACUACUCAUCAUUGUCCUAGUCCACAGCCUUGCGGGGAAGAACAGUUUGCUUGCGAAAAUGGCAGAUGUAUCAAUAAAGGUUGGUUAUGCGAUCACGAUAAUGAUUGUGGUGACGGUACUGAUGAGGGUAAAUUCUGUAAUUCGCAAUACAAAACAUGUUCAACUCAAGAAUUCACGUGCCAAAAUUUCAAAUGCAUCAGAAGUCAAUAUAGAUGCGACGGAGAAGAUGAUUGCGGUGACAGAUCUGAUGAAGUUGGUUGUAAGAAAGAGAAUGCAACUUGUGCUGACCCUACACAAUUCCAGUGUCAGAAUGGUCAAUGUAUUGAUUACCAUCUCGUUUGCAAUAAAGUUUCAGACUGUAAGGAUGAUUCCGAUGAGCCUCUUCACUGUAACGUCGAUGAAUGUGCCAAAGUAGAAAUACAUCAGUGCGGCCAUAAAUGUGUCGAUACUUUAACGAGCUAUUACUGCGAUUGUAAUCAAGGUUAUAAACUAUUAAGCGACGGUAAAGCUUGUGCCGAUAUCGACGAAUGCCUUGAAACGCCUGGAGUUUGUUCACAGCAUUGUUCAAAUACUCCUGGUGGUUUCUACUGCAAAUGUGAUGAAAGAUACUAUGAACGUCAGUUAGAUGAACAUACUUGUAAGCGAAAAGACAACACAGAACCAUGGCUGAUAUUUACUAAUAAGUACUAUGUACGUAAUAUGUCGGUAGAUGCAACUAAAUAUAAUGUGAUGCACCAAGACUUAAUGAAUGUUGUGGCUGUAGAUUUUGACAACGCCGAUAAAAAAGUUUACUUCUGUGACGUCACGGCAAAAACAAUCUUUAGAUCAAACUAUUUCUCUGAAGUAUCUGAGAAAGAACCUAUUGUGCGACACGAUUCUCACGGUUUGGAAGGUAUAGCUAUCGAUUGGAUUGGUAGAAAAUUAUAUUGGUUGGAUCGGCAUUCGAAGAAUCUAGAUGUUGCAGAAUUAGAUGGCACCAGAAGGAAAACUUUGAAAACUGGUAUAGCGGAUCCUAGAGCUUUAGUUGUACAUCCUGGCACUGGAUACUUGUAUUUCACUUCAUGGCAUUUGCAAGCCUAUAUUGCCAAAAUGGGUAUGGAUGGAUCUAAUUUCACUAGAAUUCUAACAUGGGAAGAUGAUAUCGCUUGGCCAAAUGCUUUAACGAUCGAUUAUUUCACCGACAGAAUUUACUGGGCAGAUGCGCAUUUAGAUUAUAUAGCAUUUUCUGAUUUAGAAGGACGACAUCGACAUAUUGUUUUAUCUGGAAAUAAAGUUCCACAUGUAUUCGCUCUUUCAAUCUUUGACGAUACACUUUAUUGGACUGAUUGGAAUAUUAAAGCUAUUUUGAGUGCCAACAAAUUUAGUGGAGCUGAUUAUCGCAUUAUAAGAAAUACUACUCACCGACCCUAUGAUGUUCAUAUUGUUCAUCCUUUACGUCAAAUUACAUACACAAACCCUUGUGGUACUAACAAUGGAGGUUGCACGCAUUUGUGUUUGAUUUCACCGCCACUUGAAUCCAGCUAUUUGAACGUCGAGGGCUACACUGAGGAUGGUGCCACAGGAUAUAGAUGUGCAUGUCCGAACCAAUUUUACUUGGCGAGAGAUAUGAAGACAUGCAUUGCCAAUUGCACAGAAGGACAGCAUAGAUGCGGCGGCAAUGAUGAAAAAUGUAUACCGUGGUUCUGGAAAUGUGAUGGUGAAAAGGACUGUCGCGACGGUUCGGAUGAGCCGUCUACUUGCCCAGCUCGUACAUGCCGAUCUGGUUCCUUCCAGUGUCGGAAUGGCAAUUGCACGCCCUCAGUAACAAUUUGCGAUGGCGCUGAUGAUUGUGGUGAUUCUUCUGACGAACAACAUUGUGACUUACCUUGUCCAGAACAUGAAUUUAAAUGCAAAUCCAGUGGACGUUGCGUAUUAGACAGCUGGCGUUGUGACGGAGAUGCUGAUUGUAAGGAUGGCAGUGAUGAAGAUCCGGCUAUGUGUCACAAGCGGGCUUGUGAUCCAGAUACUGAAUUUUCAUGCAAAAAUGGCAGAUGUAUUCCUAAACUAUGGAUGUGUGAUUUUGAUAACGAUUGCGGUGAUGAUUCUGAUGAGCCUGCUUACAUGUGUCGUCAAAGAAAUUGUACAACUGGAUGGCAACGCUGCCCUGGUCAAUCAAAUUACAGAUGUAUUCCCAAAUGGUUGUUCUGCGAUGGUAAGGAUGAUUGCCGCGACAAUAGCGACGAGUUACCAGCCAAUUGCCCUGCUUGCAAUUCUGAAACUGAUUUCAAAUGUGCUAAUAACCGAUGUAUUCCCAAGCAAUGGUUGUGUGAUUUUGCUGAUGAUUGUGGUGAUGGCUCGGAUGAAACUGAAGCACGUUGCACUGGUAAAUACCGUGAUUGUUCUGAGAGUGAAUUCAAGUGCGGAAAUGGAAAAUGUAUUUCUGCAAGGUGGCGAUGCGAUCACGAAGAUGACUGUGGAGAUGAUACUGACGAACAGGGUUGUAUGGGCUAUCAAUGUAAGAAUGGUACCUUCCAAUGUGCCAGUGGUCACUGUGUCGCCUCACACUUCCGCUGCGACGGAGACAAAGAUUGUCGUGAUAUGUCAGACGAGAUAGACUGCCCAGCCCGAUAUCCAGGCGGAAGAUAUUGUCCAGAAUCAAAAUAUCAAUGCGCGAAUAAAUUGUGUGUUUCCCAAGCUGAUCUUUGUGACGGAACUGAUGACUGCGGUGAUGGAAGUGAUGAGUUGCAGGAUAUGUGCACCAACUUUACUUGUGAUACCCUUCGCAGAUUCCAAUGCGAUAAUCACAGAUGUGUAGCAAGAUAUCAACUAUGUGAUGGUGUGGACAACUGCGGUGAUGGAAGUGACGAAAAUAAUAUGACACUUUGUUCUGCUCGACCCAAACCUUGUGAUCCUUACGCACAAUACCAAUGCGCCAAUAAGAAAUGUAUUGAUAAAACACAGGUAUGUGAUUUUGCGGACGAUUGCGGCGAUUCAUCCGAUGAAUUAGGUUGUCACCACGUCAAGAGUUGCAGCUCAGAGCCUGGUUCAGAUAGAGGCGGUUGUGAACAGCACUGUAUUAAUCUUACUGAUGGAGGAUACAUUUGUGCAUGCUAUCCUGGCUUCAUAAUAUCUCCAGAGAACCGUAAAAAAUGCGAAGACGUUGAUGAGUGUGCAACUGGUGCCCACCAUUGCUCACAAAUCUGUUCAAAUCUCAACGGUACAUUUGCAUGUUCGUGCGCCCCUGGUUUUAGAUUGCAAGACGGUACUUCGGGUGUUUGCAAAAGUGAGGAGAAGCAAGGCGUUUCUUUGGUGUUUGCCAAUGGACCGGAAAUCAGAACAUACAGCUUUAGAGAAAGAGAUGAAGUUGAAGUCAUUGACUCCGAAAAACGCAUUGAAGCUUUGGAUUAUGCACCAGAUACGCAAAUUGUCUUCUGGGCUGACAGCUACGACAAAACUAUAAAACGAUCGUACAUGGUAAAUGCACAAGACGGACGCGCUAAAUCCGGUCACGCUCAAGAUUUGGAUAUGAAAGGUGGUUCCAAACCAACAGCUCUCGCCAUCGAUUGGGUCGCCGAUAAUUUAUACUGGACUGAAACUGACAGUCGUUCUGGAUCGAAACCACGCGGUCGUGUGAUGGUAGCUAAAACUGAUGGCAGAUAUCGUAGGGCACUUGUAAGUGCAGGACUCGAAAGUCCGACUUCUGUUGCUUUAAAUCCACAACUUGGAAGAAUGUUCUGGGCAGAUGCAGGAUCAGCUCCUAAGAUCGAAGUGUCAUGGAUGGAUGGAUCAAAACGUAGACCCCUUAUUACUGAGGCCAUAAGGCAUCCAGCUGGCUUGGCAAUAGAUUAUAAUAUGGACAACUCUGUGUACUGGGUGGAUACGAAAUUGAAUACAAUUGAGGUAAUGAAACCAGAUGGAUCGCAAAGAAGAACGAUAUUAAAGGGCGAAGCAUUACGCCAUCCUAUUUCCUUAGAUGUAUUUGAGUCAACUUUAUAUUGGGUAACAAGAGAUACUGGAGAGUUGUUGCAACAAGAUAAAUUUGGAAGAGGCGUGUCGGUUGUUGUUGCUAAAGACUUGGUCAAUCCAAGCAGUGUGAAAGUUUACCAUGCUGCUCGCUACAAUACAUCAUUGCACAAUCCUUGUCAUUCGAGUGCCUGCUCGCAUUUAUGUCUCCUAGUACCAGGAGGUAGGCGUUGCGCUUGUCCGGAUAACACUGCCCAACCGCCGUCUCACAGGACAACAGCUGAAGUUAUUUGUGAUGCAGCUGCGGAAAGGCCUCGUCCAGCACCCCGUAUUUGUCCAUGCCAAAACGGUGGUCAUUGUGUAGAACCGAAUAACACAGAACACAGCUCGCAGUCAGAAGCUGGUUGGAAUCCUUUGUGUGUUUGCGCACCUGGUUUCAGUGGUCUACAUUGUGAGGAAUACGCCGCACGCUCUUUGGCUGCUGGAUCAGCUAAUGCUGCCGCCAUUGUGAUACCGAUAGUAGUAAUACUGCUCGUUUUUGGUGCAGCAGCUGGCACUUGGUUCGUUCUCCGAAAGAGGCCAUUUGGAAAAGGCUUUGGUAGCGGUUUGAGUAGCCUCUCACCAACUCAGAGCGUCAGCUUCCGUCAUUCAGGCAACAACAUCGAAUUCGGUCCAAAUCCAGGAAGUGGAAGUGGAGGUCCUGAACCGUUAGAUGCCGCUACUGCUUAUACGUUAGACACAAUGAACGGCGGUAAAUCUAGAGACUUUUCUAACCCGAUGUAUGACGCUGUCCAGGCUGGAGCAAAUCCACCAGAAGCUCCCAGCAUAGGAAAUGGAUCAGGAAUAUACGAAGUGCCUGUGGAUAAGAGCAAAUUAAAGAGUACAUUCAGAGAAACAGUUUCUGCAAUACUCGCGCCUUCAUCGAUGACUCAUAAGACAUCACCUCAACUUCAAGUUAGACAUCGAGAGUUGGAUCCAUCCAAUAUUGAUACCGGCAAAGAUACGCAGCAUUUGGUCGAAGAAGAUCAUUCGGAAUGCUGAUAUUAACUUGACUAUUGUAAGGUGAGGUUCACAGAAAGGUAACAUUAGUAGGGUUACAUUAGAAGUAAUAAACCACGGUAUAUUAAUUUAUCAAACAACCGUUAUAAUCAUGUUAUAAAAAUGAAAUGAGGAUAGCAAUCUCAGAUAACAAGAACUCAAACGUCUGCAGUGAUGCGGCAGUGUUUUUGAAAUUAUGAAUUUAUAAGGGUGUAUAGACGACUUAUACAUGCAUUUGAAAAGUUUCCAUGCAACUAAGUAUUAAGUUUAUUUUAGAUGUUACAAUCGAACUAGUAUUGUAUUAUAAGUUCUAUGUCAUUCCUACUUAAGUAUUAUCAAUAGUAUUAAAUUAAGAAAGUUGCCGAAAUUCAAUAUUUAAAAUUUGUAUUCAUAACGCACAUUGAAACUUGUUAUUUUGUGAUUGUGAUAACCUGCAGAUACUUGUAAUUUUAAUCCGUGUGACUUUUUAAAUUCAAAAUACGUAGUGUUUAAAUUUUAAAUAUUGUGACAAGUCAUAUAAUGA
Molecule: messenger RNA, 14748 nt
Organism: Ctenocephalides felis (cat flea)
Lineage: Eukaryota; Metazoa; Arthropoda; Insecta; Siphonaptera; Pulicidae
Gene: mgl
Product: low-density lipoprotein receptor-related protein 2
Exons: 28
Coding region: 192-14228 (4678 amino acids)
Molecular function (GO): protein binding; calcium ion binding
Source: RefSeq, a predicted model, not a curated record